AGAAAUGUUCAUGUUGCUGCUUCUCGUCCUUUUGGCUUACUCAACCCACAGUUAUAAGAUGGCCGUAAUUGUCUGGGAUAUCUCCAAUAGUCAGUUGCUGUUUAACGUGAGAGUAGCCGAAGUGCUGGCAAAUGCGGGCCACGAUGUCACCAUCGUGUGCAUAUCUUCAAUGAGUGACCGGGACAACAGCGACAUCAAAAUAAGCAGCAAAGUCAAAGUUCACACAGUGUUCGCUGCUACAAACUUUACCAGAAAGGAGAUGGAAGACAAGCAAGAGGAGUUAGUUUACGGUGAUUUAUCUGCACUUCAGUUGAUGUCUAGAUUUUCUCAGCAGACUCAGAUGAUUGUCGACACCUGUCGUGCGACAUUGAAGAAGAAGGAGCUUAUUCCGUGGCUGAAAUCACAAAAAUUUGAUUUGGCUUUCGCUCACAUAUUUGACGUUUGCCCAAUUGCGCUGAUCCAUGCCGCUAAGAUUCCGAGUUGGAUAUGGCUCAGCAGCGGCACAGUGAUGGAUUAUAUGGCAUAUCUUAUCGGAAUACCAACAAUACCGAGCUACGUGCCGCCUGUUCUGAUGACUGCUGUUGGUGAGAUGACUUUUACUCAACGAACGAAGAGUCUGAUUGGACGUGCGCUUACAAAGUUCUUUUGGAAAAGGCAAAUUGCUGAUCCAGAAAUGGAACUUUUUCAAAUUCACAUAUCUCCUGAUUUUCCUGAUAUUCUUGAGCUGGCUGCAAAAUGUCCGUUAAUCAUGGCAAAUACCAAUGAGCUCUACGAUAUUCCAAGACCAACACUCGCCAAAGUGGUACAGAUAGGCGGAAUAGGAAUGGAACUCAAGGACGCAAAACCACUACCUAAAGAUAUACAAACAAUCGUCGACGAUGGAGAUGGUGUUAUUAUAUUUUCAUUUGGAUCUGUCGCUCCUGCACACAAAAUGCCUCAGAAGUGGAAGGAAAUCUUUUUGAAAACUUUCGAGAAAUUCCCCAAAUAUAAAUUCUUGUGGAGAUACGAAAAAGAUGAUAUCAAAGCACUGCUUCCUCCAAACGUUCACGCAAUCAAAUGGCUACCACAAACGGACUUGCUACGCCUUCCAAAGACUCGAGUUUUCAUUACCCAUGGAGGAUUCAACAGCAUUCAGGAAGCGAUCAACACCGGCGUGCCUGUCAUUUCGAUACCUCUCUUCGGCGAUCAACCGAAGAAUGCACUGCUUGCCAAACAUCAUGGGUUUGGCUUAGUCUUACAAAAAAGCGAAAUAUCAGUUGAAACAGUCUCCGCUGCCAUCAAUGAGAUCAUCUCCAAUGAGAGGUAUGCCACUGCUGCAAAGAGAAUGUCGAACAUGGUAAAGCACAAGCCGGUCAGCCCAGCCCACCUGUUGGUAAGAUGGGCGGAGUUCGUUGCAGAGUUCAAAACGCUGGAGAACCUCGAGCCAGCUGGGAAUAAACUCAACUUCAUCCAGUACCAUUCGCUCGAUGUUAUUCUUGCACUAUCCGUCCUUGUAAUUGGUGUCUUCGCGCUUGUAGCCGUCUUGUUGAGUUAUACUGUGCGCAGACUCGUGGCUGCCACGAGUGUAUCCAAGACAAAAAGGGACUGAUUGUUAAACAACGAGUGUGGUAGACCUUAAGAGAAUCCAGUCAAGAGCAUAUACGAGGUCGUGUUUCGUUGUACACUCGCUGCCACUGAAUCACAAUAUUUUAUGAAU
Messenger RNA from Cylicocyclus nassatus, 1696 nucleotides. NCBI's taxonomy places the organism in Eukaryota, Metazoa, Nematoda, Chromadorea, Rhabditida, Strongylidae. The record is from the annotation of a GenBank genome assembly.